UAAGAAUUAAUUACAAACAAUAAGAUAAUAACGAUGGAAUGUAAAGUAGGAGAUGUGGUUAUGCCUGGAAACAUAAUACAAGAAGCAGACGCACUUGCAAAAGAGAGUAAAAAGGUAGUUUUAGGCAAUGGACUUAGGCUAGAGAAUGACAGUGCUGUUUCCUCAAAGAGUGGCUUGUUGUGUAAAAGAAAGAAUAUAUUUUAUGUCGACAGCUAUCAAAAGAAAUACAUACCUGCCAAAAAUGAUAAUGUUAUAGGAAUCGUCCAAUCAAAGACUCUAGAAUUCUUUUGGGUUGAUAUUAGCUACUCGGAACUUGCUAUACUUCCAUAUUUAGCCUUUGAAGGAGCAACAAAGAAAAACAGACCAGAGAUCAAUGUUGGUGACUUAGUAUACGCUAAAGUUGUGCUUGCUAAUCCAGAUUUGGAAGCUGAACUUGUUUGUGUUGAUUCAACUGGCAAGAAGGGAAAAUUAGGAGAACUAAAAGAUGGUCUGAUGUUUUCAUGCAGUAUAAAUCUUGUACGAAAGAUCCUCAAUGAAAAAUGCAAUCUGCUUCACUUGCUGUCUAAAGAAUGUCCCUAUGAGCUUGUAGCUGCAAUUAAUGGAAGGAUUUGGAUUAAUACGAAAUCUCUUCGUGCUACUAUUUUGUUAAGGGACACAAUUCUUGAAGCUGAGCAUACAGCAUAUAAUCAAAUGAAGGAUUUAGUCGAUAGAUUUGCAACUGAAUUGACAGGAAUAAAAAUUUAAUUAUUUUGAAUAAGGAA
Molecule: messenger RNA, 761 nt
Organism: Chironomus riparius
Lineage: Eukaryota; Metazoa; Arthropoda; Insecta; Diptera; Chironomidae
Source: the annotation of a GenBank genome assembly